Messenger RNA from Antechinus flavipes (yellow-footed antechinus), 5309 nucleotides. It is a transcript of the gene RASGRP1, whose product is annotated as RAS guanyl releasing protein 1. The record is from RefSeq and is a predicted model, not a curated record. Gene Ontology annotation, cellular component: plasma membrane. The transcript has 17 exons. Lineage: Eukaryota; Metazoa; Chordata; Mammalia; Dasyuromorphia; Dasyuridae. Gene Ontology annotation, molecular function: guanyl-nucleotide exchange factor activity; calcium ion binding. The coding region runs from base 199 to 2595 and encodes 798 amino acids. Gene Ontology annotation, biological process: positive regulation of GTPase activity; Ras protein signal transduction.
AGAGAGAGAGAGAGUCUGUAAGUCCUUCUGUUCUGCAGUUUCCUUAGACAGCGGGAGGAGUGAGGGGCGGUACGGCACUGCCCAGAGAGGAGGAGAGAGAAGGAGGCGGUGGCAUGGCGUGGAGGCAGCUAUGCACCGCGCCCCGCGCCUCCCUGCCCCCGCCUCGCUAGGUGAGCCGGGCAGCCAAGCGCCAGGACCAUGGCCAUGGGCACCUUGGGGAAGGCGAGAGAAACUCCGCGGAAGCCUCCCCAUGGCUGCAAUGCUCCCCCAAAAGCAAGACUAGAGGUGAAAACAAGCAAUCCUCUCCCCUCUCAUCCCAACUUGGCCCAGAUCGCUCAGUUCCGAAUGAUGAUGUCGCUGGGACAUUUAGCUAAAGGAGCUAGCCUGGACGAUCUCAUUGAGACGUGCAUCCAGUCUUUCGAUACAGAUGGCAAUCUGUGUCGGAGUAACCAGCUGCUACAAGUGAUGCUAACAAUGCACCGUCUCCUCAUCUCCUCUACCGACUUGCUCCAAAAACUCAUCGCAUUAUAUAAGGAUGCUUUGGCCAAGAAUUCACCUGGCCUUUGUUUGAAGAUCUGCUAUUUUGUAAGAUAUUGGAUAACAGAAUUCUGGGUCAUGUUUAAAUUGGAUGCCAGCUUGACAAACACUAUGGAGGAGUUUCAGGAAUUGGUCAAAGCUAAUGGUGAGGAGUUACACUGCCGCCUAAUUGAUACAACUCAAAUCAAUGCUCGAGACUGGUCUAGGAAGCUUACUCAACGGAUAAAGCCCAACACCAGUAAGAAACGGAAAGUCUCACUUCUCUUUGACCAUCUAGAGCCAGGAGAGCUGUCUGAACACCUGACUUACCUUGAAUUCAAAUCCUUCCGAAGGAUCUCGUUCUCAGAUUAUCAAAAUUACAUUGUGAAUAGCUGUGUGAAAGAGAAUCCAACCAUGGAGCGGUCCAUUGCCUUAUGCAAUGGCAUUUCCCAAUGGGUACAACUGAUGGUACUCAGUCGUCCCACCCCACAGCUCCGGGCUGAAGUCUUCAUCAAGUUCAUCAAGGUGGCUCAGAAACUCCAUCAGCUGCAGAACUUUAACACAUUGAUGGCCGUGAUUGGAGGACUGUGUCACAGCUCCAUCUCCAGGCUGAAGGAGACAAGUUCCUAUGUCCCCCAUGAAAUCAACAAGGUACUUAGUGAAAUGACUGAGCUACUGUCCUCCUGUAGAAAUUAUGACAACUACCGGCGAGCCUAUGGGGAGUGCACCCACUUCAAGAUUCCUAUCCUAGGUGUACACCUUAAAGACUUGAUCUCCCUGCAUGAAGCCAUGCCUGACUACCUAGAAGACAGGAAGGUGAAUUUUCACAAAAUGCUGGCCCUCUACAACCACAUCAAUGAACUGGUCCAACUGCAGGAGGUAGCGCCACCCCUGGAAGCCAAUAAGGACUUGGUGCACUUGCUAACGCUAUCCCUGGAUCUCUACUACACUGAAGAUGAAAUCUAUGAGCUUUCAUAUGCCCGAGAACCAAGAAAUCACAAAGCCCCACCUCUAACACCUUCGAAGCCUCCUGUUGUAGUAGAUUGGGCAUCAGGAAUAUCUCCCAAACCUGAUCCAAAGACCAUCAGCAAACACGUGCAGAGAAUGGUAGAUUCUGUUUUCAAGAACUAUGAUCUUGAUCAAGAUGGAUAUAUUUCACAGGAAGAAUUUGAAAAGAUUGCUGCCAGCUUCCCCUUCUCCUUUUGUGUGAUGGAUAAAGACAGGGAAGGCUUGAUCAGUCGGGAUGAAAUUACUGCCUACUUCAUGAGGGCCAGUUCGAUCUAUUCCAAGCUGGGUCUCGGCUUUCCUCAUAACUUCCAGGAGACAACUUACUUAAAGCCUACCUUCUGUGACAACUGUGCUGGAUUUCUCUGGGGAGUGAUAAAACAAGGUUAUCGGUGCAAAGAUUGUGGGAUGAACUGCCACAAACAAUGCAAGGAUCUGGUUGUGUUUGAGUGCAAGAAGAGAUCCAAGAGCCCAGCUUUGCCUGCAGAGAACAGCACUUCUGCAGGGCUAGCAUCUACCCUCUGCCCUCUAGGGAUCAAAGAUCCACAACAUGGACCCGAGGAAGGACCUUUCCUAGUGAAUGGGGAGACAGUGGAGCACAAUGAAGAGAGCAAAGAUCGGACAAUCAUGCUGAUGGGUGUGUCUGCUCAGAAGAUUUCUGUCAGACUGAAACGGGCCAUGGCUCACAAAGGCACACAGACAGAAUCAGUCUCUUGGAUUGGCCAUGAAAGUUCUACUGGCUCAUACCUACUGUCUUCCCCAAGAAAGACAACCCAGGACACUCUUUAUUUGCUGCCCAGCUCCAUGUCUCCCUGUCCCAGCCCGGUCUUGGUCCGCAAGCGGGCUUUUGUGAAGUGGGAGAAUAAGGAAUCCAUCACAAAAUCAAAGGAGGAUCUCCGACACCUCCGACUCCCCACCUACCAGGAUCUGGAGCAGGAAAUAAAUACUCUGAAGGCAGACAACGAAGUUCUAAGGACUGAACUAAGGUUUGCACAGAAGAAGAUCGAGUCCCUUCGGCUUGAAAGAACCAACAACCAUGUCCUGAGUCAUAGGGAACAUCAAGAUUGUUCCUAGCCCUGAAGCUAGGAGAUCAUAGGAGUCACAUCAUAGAAAAAGGUAGACCUCAACUUUCUCCAGAGCUGCCAAACACAAGGGAAAGAUUGUUCAUCAAAAAACAGAUACCCUCAGCUCUUUUUUCCCCAUUCAUUUGAGGAGGAAGUAUAUUUUCAAUGGGGUUUUAUCCAGAGAUGUUCUCUUCCAUGUCUCCUGGCUAAAGAAAAAAAAAAAAAAAAAAAAGCUAGAUGACAUCUGUACUCAGUACAAAAGAUCUCCUUCCACCACGAUCCUCCCCCUCAGCUCCAAUGUCAGUCCAGAGGAGUUUAAAGUCUGGCUACAGGACCUUGACAAGGCUCACAACCCUUAUCUGAAAUAUUGCUCUUAUGACCUCAAAUGAUUUCUGCAUCCUUCCAACUAAAUUCUAAACUCAGCCCUAAGAAGACUCUUAAAAAAAAAAAAAUUAUCUUCCCUACUUUACCUGAGAGCAAGAUUCAUUUUGUUCUACCUAUUCAACUUGCUUCCAAUCUACAACAGUUCCCUUUCCAUCAGAUAUGAUGAAAAAAAUCCGUUAAUCAAUAGACUAGGCUUCUCCUAUCCCUUCCUCCUCCAAUCCUGGCACCUAUAAUUUCAGUGGACUAUAGGAAUCAUCUCAACACCAUUAAUAUCAUGUCUUUGAAAAAGACUGGGCAACCACUUUGUCUUUGGGUGUCCACAGGUUUCCAGUAGAGUAACCAUUCUCUUCCUCUCUCACACUUACAAAUCUCACUUCUCAGUCCCUAACAUUUUACUGAAAGUGGGCUAAUUUGCUCUCAUUUUAAAAGCCUGUUACCAAAAUAUCACUAUGUGCAAUUGGGAGAUCAUUAUCUCAGCUAUCUAUCUAGCCUUUAUGAUAAUCAUAAUCAGAAUAGAGAUUGUCAUCAUACUCCAUGACUACCGAUUUUGUAGAGUGUUCUAAGAUUUACAAAGCACAAUACAUAUUACAUAAAAAUUAUUCAUCAUUACUUUUGGGGUAGAAAUGUUAAAACUAGAAGGACCUGAAAGACCAUCUUUUCCAGUUCUUUAGUUUUUCAGAGGAAAGAAAACAAGGUUCAGAUAGAGAAGUCUUUUUUCAGGAUCACACAACAUGGUGAACUGUAACUAAAAUUGGCUUUCUGUAGGUUUCUUUCCAGUAUGCCAUAUUGGACAAAUCUGUAGAAUAGAUAGCAUAAGAAUUAUGACCUACAUUCUACAGAUGAAGAAAUGGAAUCUCAGAUUUGACUUCCUUGAAAGUUAUAUACUUAAAAGUGGCAGGGCCAGAUAAAACUUCUAAGUCCAUUGCUAUCAAAUUAAAUUCCUGAGAUAGAUACCCAUCAUGGCUUAAGUGUAGCUGAAAUAAACAAAAUACAUUGUCUCCAUGUAUUUUUGCAUUUGGUAAGAGCAUGGAUUUACAUCAUACUGUAGCUAGAAAAUAUCUUUUUUUAAAAAGUAAUCUUUUCUGUUUAAUUUUUAAUUCAAGGAAAUCUUUGAAAGUUCAGCUAAUCAUGACAAAAUCCCUUCCUUUUUGUUUCAAUGUAUGUUUUGGGGAAAGAGUAUACCUUCUCAUUAGUGAAACUGUUUGAGGUAUAAGCUAAGUAGAUGAAUAGUUUCAGUAAUGGCUGAUAUUGUAAAUAUGUAUACUUUGUGUAUAGAAAAUAUGUCUGCAUGUGGGCUGUUUUUUUUUUUUUCUGUGUAAAAAUGUGAAUGUGAAAUAUGUAUAAUUUUUGGACAUUCUUAUAUUAAUCCCAAACACAGCAAGGUAGUCUGAAAUCAGAAAACAGUAAAACAUCUUGCACACAGAAUUUAUAGUUUUGUUACACUUUCAUGCAAAGCAUGGUAAUAUACAUUUUUAUUAAGUUGAUUUUAGCAAAAGUUGCAUUGAUAUUGUCCAUAAUUUUGGAAUUUUGUAUCAUUCAACUUCAUUAGUCUGGUUCCUCUGAUCAAGGGUUUCCAAAUUCCUAUUUUGGUUCCUUUUCACUCAUCCAAAUGAGAAUUUGGCUUUAUCUUUUAUCAUGAGAUAGCUUUCACUUUUAAACUUUGAAUGCUGUUUCCCAAAUCCAUCCUCAUUGGUCAAAGCUAACAUUUCCAGAUGACAUCAUUUAUUUGAGUACUGGAAAAUUAGUUGGAUAGGAGGUAACUAAUUUACUACAUUUUCCCACAACCACUAAGCCUGCAGGGGUUGAAUUUUUUUUAUCAUCUUAUCAUGUACAUCCCUUUAGCAGUAAUGGCUGAUCCAAAAGACCAAUUCUUGGAAUAAUGUUUCAAAAUGAAUUAAAAUAUGGAAACCAAUUAAAUUGAAAUAGUUAAGCAAAAUACUUACUUAAAAAAACCUAGUUCAUAGGCUAAGGUCAAAAUUUCUGUGCAAAGAAAGCUUGGUAGUCUUGUUUACAUUAAAUCUUAUAAAGUUGUGGAAGCUACAGGAUUGAAAUGUGGAACAACAAUUUGGUUAAAACCUGCUUUACCACGAUUUAACCACCUCGGGUCUUAAAUGUGUGAUUAUUGUAGAUGUUUAUUCUCAGAACAGUGUCAGUUAGUAGGUAGUCUCAUUUCUCAUUGGUAUUUGUUAACUCUCCCUUGUUGUAAUUUGUAAACCUGUCCAAAAUUGUAUAUGUAAAAGAACUGACAGAAACCAAAUGUACAGAUUGUAAAGUCUUUUGAUACCUAAUGUAAGUUUUCUUUGUUUAAUAUUUAUAUGAUAAACGAUAUUAGGACCAUCA